GAUGAGUACAUAAACAAAAAAUAAAUUUUUUGUGAUUUUUAAAGUACUUGGUUGUUUGUAUCUGCUUGGCUACACACCACGUGCACAAGCGCCACUCUCCAGCCACAACUCUGAGCGUUUGAAGCCAUUAACCAUAUACCAAUCUGGUGAUCAUGUCAGACUCUGCACCUGUACCUUAUCCCCUGUCUUCCGAUAUCGGUCAGCCAGUCACUAGUGCGUCGUCUGCUCCAGUAGCAGGAUCUUCAACAGUUGGUGCCAAUGGACCAGGGUCAGGUCAGUCUCGGCAAGCAGCUGAAGAUGCUAGGAAGGACAGGACGUUGGCGGAGUUUAUGUUAAUGCUGGAUGACUAUGAGCCGCUAAUUCCCAAUGAAGUGACGGACUAUUAUCUACAGAAAGUAGGAUUUGAGUGCGAAGAUCCGAGACUAAAACGUCUUUUAUCUCUCGCCGCACAAAAGUUUGUUUCAGACAUCGCCGCCGACGCCUUCCAGCAUGCACGGAUCCGGACAAAUGCCGCUGGGGGAAGGGCCCGUGCCAAUCAGCCGUUGUAUGGUGGUCCAGGAUCUUUGAAGGAUCGAACACGAACAACAUUGACGAUGGAUGACCUCAGUGCGGCGUUGCAGGAGUAUGGGAUCAAUGCAAGGAAACCGGACUAUUAUCUUUAGAUUGCAUUCUCAUAUGUAUUAUAUUACCAAAAUUCUCUUUUUAAGUGCUGAAUGUAAGUAUAUUA
Molecule: messenger RNA, 727 nt
Organism: Lentinula edodes (shiitake mushroom)
Lineage: Eukaryota; Fungi; Basidiomycota; Agaricomycetes; Agaricales; Omphalotaceae
Product: transcription initiation factor TFIID 23-30kDa subunit-domain-containing protein
Exons: 3
Coding region: 153-662 (169 amino acids)
Biological process (GO): transcription initiation at RNA polymerase II promoter
Cellular component (GO): SAGA complex; transcription factor TFIID complex; nucleus
Molecular function (GO): promoter-specific chromatin binding; RNA polymerase II general transcription initiation factor activity
Source: RefSeq, a predicted model, not a curated record